Messenger RNA from Venturia canescens, 1661 nucleotides. Its product is annotated as CLIP domain-containing serine protease 2-like. Gene Ontology annotation, molecular function: serine-type endopeptidase activity. The transcript is spliced from 3 exons. The coding region runs from base 176 to 1339 and encodes 387 amino acids. The record is from RefSeq and is a predicted model, not a curated record. Gene Ontology annotation, biological process: proteolysis. NCBI's taxonomy places the organism in Eukaryota, Metazoa, Arthropoda, Insecta, Hymenoptera, Ichneumonidae.
GCCACACUCCCUCAUCAUCAGUAGAUCCUCAAUUCUUGCGGGCUCUGCCUCGUCUCGAUAACGAGAACGUAGACAAGAGUUGUAACAAGAUCGCGUUCCUUCCGUGGGACAAGAAGGCGUGAUCGCGCGACAGCUUAUUAUUCCGGAUUAAUUUGAUUUCCGAAUAAAUCGCACCAUGGCAAGGUGCGCGCUUCAACGAGGCUCCUUUGCUCUCCUCGUUCUCGUUUUAAUCGCCGCAGUCGAAGCACAGAACGGCAACUUCGGCACUCAGUCCAAUAGCGAUUGCAAUACUCCGAGCGGGUUGCCUGGAAGAUGCGUAGCGAUUCGGCAGUGUGAGCCGCUGUUGAAUAUCCUAACGACUCGUCCCCUGAGCGGGGAAUCGAUUCGAUUUCUGAGAGAGUCGCAGUGCGGCGUCAGCACCAAUAGCCGCGACCCUAAAGUUUGUUGCUUAAUAACCGAGGACGAUUCGAGGAGCACGGGCAAUGAAGGAAACGGUAACACAAAUUCGCUCGAUAAUCCUAAUUUGCCAGCGGACUGCGGCAGCGAUUUGUCGCAGAGAAUCGUCGGCGGAGAAGUCACCGAUUUGACCGAGUUCCCCUGGAUGGUUUUACUCGAAUACGACAAACCAAACGGGAAAACGACGGCCUGCGGAGGUGUUCUCAUAACAUCCCGUUACGUCUUGACCGCGGCUCACUGCAUAAAGGGCGCGGGCCUGCCGAAAUCAUGGUCCCUGAACGCCGUACGGCUCGGCGAGUACGACACUUCGACGGAUCGUGACUGCGUGCCGGACGGAGACGGAAGCGAGGUCUGCGCCGAGCCGACGGUGACGGUCCGCAUCGCAGAGGCGAUAGUUCACGAGUCGUACCGACCGAACGCUCGGGACCAGCAGAACGACGUGGCCCUGCUCAGGUUGGCUGAGAACGUUCAGUUCACGAGUUACAUCCAGCCAAUUUGCUUGCCGGCGGGCAGCGACCUGGCCCAAAAGUUGUGGGUCGCCGGAUGGGGGAAAACCGAGACCAAGAGCGAGUCCAGCGUCAAGCUGAAGCUCGGCAUCAGCCCGGCCGACCCGUCCGCGUGCGCCGAAAGGUACAGAAACGCCGGAGUUAACUUGGGCCGCAGCCAGCUGUGCGCCGGCGGUCAAAGGGGCAAGGACUCCUGUCGCGGCGACUCCGGCGGCCCUCUCAUGUCCUUCGACAGAACACCCGGCGGCAGCAGGAAAUGGACCGUUGUUGGAAUCGUCUCGUUCGGACCGACGCCCUGCGGCAUGCAGAAUUGGCCGGGUGUUUACACCAAAAUCGUCGACUACGUUCCUUGGAUACUCUCCAACGUUCGAGCCUGAGACUCGAGUCCUUCUUCCCUUCUUCGCACCACCGUCAAACACCGGAAAUUCCGAGCCUUAUUCGCCUCGUUUUCAAGCAAUACCUCGUCGGGAAUUCAUGCUUCGAAUUUUCGAUGCUUCGACAAUCAUCGCGGGGGAAGAAAGUGGAAAUGGUUAACCGACCGAAAAUCCGGUUGACUCGAACCUUUCAUUCGUCGCUGGCUCGAAUGAACAUUUCUCAACGCGACAGCAAAACGUCAAGCAAACGUUCUGUUGAAAAACCCUUUUUUUCCUCGUUUGUACGAGUAAGGAUACGAUCUGGAAAUAUACGAAUGUACGAAUA